Psilocybe cubensis is the source of this 1200-nucleotide messenger RNA. RefSeq lists its product as uncharacterized. The transcript has 4 exons. NCBI's taxonomy places the organism in Eukaryota, Fungi, Basidiomycota, Agaricomycetes, Agaricales, Agrocybaceae. The coding region runs from base 1 to 1200 and encodes 399 amino acids. The record is from RefSeq and is a predicted model, not a curated record.
AUGAGCGAAAAACCGCAGAGAGUCAAAACUUGGUACAUCGAAGAAUCUGACCUUCUUACCGUUUCUUUAAAUCCCGAUUCAGAUGGAAUAAGGAUUGCAGUAGAAAAUGAGGGUGCUAAUACCGCUCGCCAUAUAUCUGUUUUUGAAUAUCACCCAUCGUCUGGCCGUUCAAAUGAAUGGAUUUGGAAUCAUUUUCAUGAAACUGAGAACGUGGUUGUCGACUUGAUCACAAUGUCUUGCAACUAUCUCCUUAUAGCAACAAGCGCCCAUGUUUGUGUCUGGGACUUCGUCAACGAUAAAGAAGCAAUGUGGACGUAUGAUCGCCUGGGAAUUAAAUCCAGAACUCUUUCAAACGUUAUGCUGGACACAGAAGAAAAUGUUGUUAUUCUCUUCACUUUUAACCGAGUCAUUUGCUGGAAAAUCUUACCACUCGGAAUGAAAGAGGCGGGUAUUUCUUCUGUCUGCCAUCACGACAAAAUGGAACUCGUCUUUGAUAUCAAUUUCGAGAAACCCCGAUUCCCUGGCAGAACACCGUUAGCAACGGACUUCAAACGAGUUGCCGACUGGUACAAAAUAACACCAUCGUCCAGAAUCUUUGACAUUCGGCUCAAUUUCAGGUCUAGAAGUGACACAAGAAAGUGGAUUUGGACAGGCUACCAAGUAGUUGAUACACCGGUACCUGGUCCUCAAUCGGAGACGAAUAGUUCUGGAACCCAUACCAACCUGCAGUCGAUAUAUAAAGUCGUUAGACUUGAGCAUUGGUCAACUCAUACCGAAUCUCAGGGUGUUCUUAGCUCAAUUGAACAUAUCGAUGACGAUGACGACUCGGAUGGCGAUGACAAUGACAAUGAGGGUGAAGGUGACUCGGUACAUCAAUAUGGAAGUUAUGUGGACGUUACACGAUUCGGCCUUGAAGGCGACGAAGAAAGAUACAACUCAGGUGAUGAUGGCAAUCGCCCUACAAUCUUGGAUGGUGGGGAGGAAUAUGACGACGCGAUUGAGAACGACGAUGAAGUGCAGCCCGACACUGAAAAUGACGAUAGAUACUACAGCAGCGGCAGUGAGGACUUCUUCUUUGAGUUCGGAGAAGGAAGUAACGAAUAUCGAAAAUGCGACGACUACUUAGACUCACCUCAAGAUACGAACCAUGCGACUACCUACCACAUCCGAUCCCUCGGUUUCGAGAGAGAAAAAACUUGA